AUGCCGCCGGAUUCUGCUUUGAGGGAGAUUGACCUUUCCGCAUCCAAUCUUUGCUCACUAUGGCGUCGCCUCCGCUGUGGACUCGGCAGCGGAGCCAGCGAUGGCCAGGAGCGUCGCGAGAAACAGCGGUGGCGCCCCGUACACUCCUCAGCUUUCGAGUAUGAGCCUCUGGGAGAUGCCAAUGAAAUUCGCCUGGUGUUCAUCAGGAAGUCGAAUUUCACCGGCGAAUGGCAGCUGGCUUAUCACAUAGUCCACGCCCGCAUCGACUCGGACUACACCGCUGUCUCCUAUACCUGGGGUGAUCCCAAUCGCAGUCGCUGGAUCCAUUGCAACCAAAAGCUGAUCCGAGUCCCUCUCAAUUGCGAAGACCUUCUCAAGUCGCUGGCCGACGCAGAUAUCCCGGGGCCAUUCUGGAUCGAUGCGCUUUCCAUAGAUAUGGACAACAUUGAGGAGCGGAACGAGCAAGCCGGACGAAUAGCAGAUAUCUUCAUCAAAGCCAGCCGCACCGUCGUCUAUCUGGGCAGGCACGAUUCGCAUUCUGCCAGGGUGGUGCAACUGAUGCCAGAAAGCAGCAACGACGAUAACUUCAUUACGUCCGAGCUGAAUCCGGAAGAUGAAGAUCACGCUCGGAAAUUCCUUCAGCGGCCCUGGUUCUCGCGCACAUGGGCAAUGCAAGAAGUUCUCUUCUCCCGCAACUCCAGAGUACUUGUGGGCGGCGCGGUCAUCAGCGAUAUCAAGCUGCAUCCUUCCACAAUCGACCUACAGGAACUGCCACUUCUGGCCGCCAGUGUGCACAUGACCCUGCCGAAUGUCCUGACCACUUUGACGAAUCUUGGUCUCGAGUCGCUGUCCAGCAGACAGUGGAAAAGCUUCGAAGAGUGGCAGCUUGGCGUCGGCAGAGGCACGCUCUGCAGCGCGACCUAUCAAUCUGUUUUCCAAAGCCAAAAGAGCGGCCGCCCUAUGCUACCGUUCUAUCGCCUUCACGAGCUGAUGGAGAAGACUCGUGGACUGCAUUGUUUUGAUCCUCGAGAUCGAAUCUUCGCCAUGAUCUCGCUGUUUCAGAAGCCAAUCCCAAAGUUCAUCACGCCGGACUACGCCAAGAGCAUACCGCAAGUGUACACCGAUCUGAUGUGGUUCUUCAUUCGCCUCGAUAUCUCAGAUGCCCUCAACUCCGCCGGUCCUGUUCGAGGAGACAGUGUGCUGCCCUCUUGGGUCGUUGAUUGGAGGCAGCCAUUGAAGGAACGACCGAUGAAGCGUGAUAGUUGGCGAGCCGGUUGGACACCUGGCCACAAGCAUAUGGUCUCUGCGCGAUAUGGCAACGUUCUGGCGCUCAGAGGCGUGCAGAUUGGCAAGAUAGCAGCUGUUGGCACGCAAUCAAAGCUUCCAGGCCCUGGCGACCGCUGCUCGAUCCAAGAUGCAUCUGCACAAAUAGAGACGUGGAAAGUGGAGUGGCAGUCGAUAUCACGCAGCGUUCGAGGCGUGCGGUACACAUUACAGCAGACCGAGAGAAGAAAGUUCAUCCUGCGCCAGGCCAGGGAACUUGAGGGAGACUAUCGAACCGACUCUGUAAUUGCUGCGUCUGGAAGAUCACGGCAAUCAUCAGAAUCAGUUACCGGACGGACUAUCGAGAACUAUCUGCGUGGCUUCGAGACCAGAUUCUAUGGCACCGAUCAGCUAGCACAUCCUUGCAUAAAUCGCCGCCCCAUCAUUCUGAACGACGGGUCGCCUGGGUUGGGACCCGCGGCCACCGUGGCGAGCGAUGAAGUUUGCGUCUUUCUUGGCGUUCCGACGCCAUUUGUGGUGCGACCUCUCGGAGACAAAUGGUAUAUUGUCGGUCAGUGCCUAGUUGAGGGAAUCAUGCAUGGCGAGGCUGUCAAAGAUGUCGAUUGGGAUUCGGUCAGCCGGCCAGUGCCGAAAGCUCCGCUGCAUGACUUCUUCAUCCAUUGA
Molecule: messenger RNA, 1947 nt
Organism: Pseudocercospora fijiensis CIRAD86
Lineage: Eukaryota; Fungi; Ascomycota; Dothideomycetes; Mycosphaerellales; Mycosphaerellaceae
Exons: 1
Coding region: 1-1947 (648 amino acids)
Source: RefSeq, a predicted model, not a curated record